Molecule: messenger RNA, 1044 nt
Organism: Grammomys surdaster
Lineage: Eukaryota; Metazoa; Chordata; Mammalia; Rodentia; Muridae
Product: zinc finger protein 474
Exons: 1
Coding region: 1-1044 (347 amino acids)
Source: RefSeq, a predicted model, not a curated record
AUGGAAAGAGGAAAUGAAAGGAUUUCCAGCCAAUCACAAGGAACUAUCCACUGUUCCAAAGAGCCCACCUUCCUUAUCCAGCAGGCUAUCCUGCCGAGUGACUCCCAUUCUACCCUUCUGCAGGAAACACAGUGUGGCGGUCUAACCAAAAACAUAAAGGCCAACACUCAGAAAAGGAGACCAGGAACAGCGAUUCUAUCAAAAGGCUCCAGUCGAAUUAUGUCAGAAAGCCUGCCUAGACCCCCUGUGAUCCCAUCCCGCAGGCCAGGGUUCCGGAUAUGCUACAUUUGUGGACGAGAAUUUGGGUCCCAGUCACUUGCUAUUCAUGAGCCCCAGUGCUUGGAGAAGUGGCGCAUUGAGAACAGCAAACUACCCAAGCACCUGAGGAGGCCAGAACCCUCCAAACCACAGCCCAUCGGUGGCAGCGACUCAUACAACCUUCAGGCAGCCAACGAGGAGGCAUUUCAGAGUGCGCAGGCUCAGCUGCUCCCCUGUGAAAACUGCGGCCGCACAUUUUUGCCAGAUCGUCUCCUGGUUCACCAGAGAAGUUGCAAGCCAAAGGGUGAGAAUCCUGGCACACCAAACAUGGAUAGUCCUAAUGUUCCUACUGGUCUCAAGAAAGCUUCUAGUGGCAUCCCAGCCCGACCAAGGACUCUCAUCUGUUACAUUUGUGGUAGGGAAUUUGGCACACUGUCCCUUCCUAUCCACGAGCCCAAAUGCUUGGAGAAGUGGAAAAUUGAGAAUGAUCGGCUUCCUAGAGAGCUGCGUCGGCCACUGCCCCAGAAGCCUCAACCCCUUCCAACUGGACAGCCCAGACAAGAGGGGGUGAGUCAAGCCACGCUUGUGCCUUGCCCAAAUUGUGGCCGGACCUUUGCUGUAGACCGCCUACCUGUACACCAGAGAAGUUGUAAAUCUCAACCUAGUGGACCAAAAACUCAAAAUUCGAACCUAGAAAGGAAAGGUGGUCCAAAUGCACUCACUAAUUCCAAGCAACAGAGGAACAUGGAAGCACCCAAUGGGGACAAGGUAACUGUUGUCAUAUAA